Folsomia candida is the source of this 1420-nucleotide messenger RNA. Its product is annotated as rRNA-processing protein UTP23 homolog. Gene Ontology annotation, cellular component: small-subunit processome; nucleolus. NCBI's taxonomy places the organism in Eukaryota, Metazoa, Arthropoda, Collembola, Entomobryomorpha, Isotomidae. Bases 148 to 1059 code for a protein of 303 amino acids. The record is from RefSeq and is a predicted model, not a curated record. The transcript has 3 exons. Gene Ontology annotation, molecular function: small ribosomal subunit rRNA binding.
CCUAGAUAUUGCGGCAACUCCCCGCGAAAAUCAAAUAUUCAACGAAAUUGAGGGUUUUGUUUGCACGUGCGAAUUAUUUUCUCAAAGUUAAAAUCACAAAAUUUGUUUAAACAUUUAAAAUAACUACAGCUUUUGUAUUUCUACAGAAUGAAGAUCAAGCGUCAUAAAAAGUUUCAAAAGAAUGUCAAGUACUUCAUGAAACAUUUUGAUUGGAAAGCACCAUUUCAUAUUUUGGCCGACGGAACAGUUGCGAAGGCUGCUUUGGACAACAAGGUAAACCUUCGUGACCAACUCCCAAAGUAUUUCGACAAUGCGGUCAAGUUGUACACUACUCCAUGCUGUCUCGUGGAAGCUGAAAGUCUAGGUCCAGAACUUUACGGUGCAGUACAAGUUUUGAAGACAUUUCUAGUCUAUAAAUGUCCUCAUUCUGAAGAGAGCAUUUCUGCUGCACACUGUGUGAAAUCCAUGGUUGGUCAGAAACUCGCACCACAAAAAUCAAAGUCAAGCAAUAGCGAAGUUCCUGAGUCUCCGGACGUUCCUGCACCCAGUAGGUCUAAUGACCCCAUUAGAUUCAUACCUGCCACACAAGAUCAUUAUUUAAGAAAACAGUUGCGGCAACUUCCUGGAACUCCGUUGCUCUAUUUGAAUGGACCAGCCCCCCAUUUUGAACGACCGUCAUUAGUUACCCAGGAAGUGGCAAAGGACAAAAGCGUAAAGAAGUUGGAAGUUAUAACAUAUCAAAAAGAAAUCCUUGACAGGAUGAAAGAUGAGGCCUUUGGUGACUCUCCCCUACCUGAACGUAAAGGGACCAAGAAGCGGAAACGCGCUGGUCCAAAUCCGUUGUCUGUGAAAAAAUCUAAGAAGAAAAAAACAGUCCUCACUUUGAUUCCAGGAGCUAGUACCAGCCAAAAUAUCGGUAACAAUAAUUCCCCAGGAGGAGACAGAGGAGUAAAAAAGAAACGCAGACGAGUCCGAAUUCCAAAACAUGUGAAGCAGGAGCUGGCUACAUUUAAACGUCAACAGCAGCAGCAGCAGGCAACACCGAAGGCCGUAGAGUAAUGUAAUUACCUGAUUUUUUAUACUUUAGCAAAAAAGCAUUAUAAUUCAUAAAUGAUUUUGAUAUCGCUGGUUGACUUCUGCAAACUCCAUAAAAUCAAUUGCAGGUGAUGAUCAUAUGAAUGUAUAGCAAAAUCGUCUUUAUUGACUGUUAUAAGAUUAGCAGUAGUGUCGCCGUUCACAGUAAAUUUUUAGUUCUUUGGAUUAUUUAGGUAGAAAUUAACUUUGGUUGUAUUAAAUUUGGACAAGAUUGUUUCCGCUUUCGCUGGUUAAAAUGUGCUUAAAUAUAAAAAUAUUGAAUUUAGAUUACGGGAUUUUUGUACAAAACAUGAUAGAAAAUGGAUAAAAUCAAAAAACCUACAGU